AUGUUGUACACAAAUUUCCUCCUUUUGAGUUUUGACUGGUUAGUAAGUAAAAGGAAAACGAAGGAUAAGCAGAGAAUUGAUAAGGGGACGGGGGAGGUUGUUCAUGGAGUGAAGAUGGGUUCUGAAAAGUGGGUUCACUUGGAUUAUCUUGAUGCUGGAGCUAACAUAUGCCUGACAGCAUCUUACCAGGCUACCAUCCUGGGGUUUGAAUCAAAAGGCCUGUCAAGAGAGGAAGCUAAGCAUCUCUUGAAGAGGAGCGUGGUGAUCGCCUAUGAGGCCAGUGAGAUUUAUGCUGACAAAUCUAGUAAAAGCUCUUUGGAGUUCGUUGAAAGCGGGCAACCCUCCAGGCGCCCUGUUCUGAUUGCAGCUUCCAUUUGGCAGCUAUGGAGCUUUUCUGGCUGAUGGCUCUGAGUACAGUGGGAACUAUGGGGAAGCAAUUACCCUCCAAGCAUUGAAAGACUUCCGCAGGAGAAGGCUACAGAUUCUGGCAAACUCAGGUGCUGACUUGCUUGCCUUGGAGACGAUCCUGAACAAGCUGGAAGCCCAGGCGUAUGCAGAGCUUCUGGAAGAGGAAGCCAUGAUGAACACUCUAGUGUGGUUCUCUUUCUCUUGGAAAGACGGAGUCAAUGUGCUGAUUGGAGAUUCCAUUAAAGAGUGUGCUUCCAUUGCAGACUCCUGCAAGCAAGUUGUUGUUGUUGGUAUCAACUGCACUCCUCCUAGGUUCAUCCAUGAUCUCAUAGUCUUUAUCCGCAAGGUAGUUAUUGGAUUUCCUUCCUUUCUCACUCUUUCUCUAUAUGAAAAAUGACUAGAAUGACGAACAAGGGUUUCGUCUAAUGGUAAUACCACUAGACUAGAACCUGGAGGUCUCAGGUUCGAAUCCCUUAAGUAGUACCUUAAUGACAACAAAAUGAAACCCAUAUCACCCUUAUAAAAAAAUGACUGGAAUGAUUAAACGCCUCACAAAUUUGUCUUGCAUGUGACCAAGAAGCCGACAGUUAUAUACCCGAACAGCGGCGAGACUUAUGACCUUGAGCAGAAGCAGUGGGUGAAAUCAAGUGGGGUUUCUGAUGAGGACUUCGUGUCCUACGUAGGAAAAUGGAGAGAAGAAGGGGCUUCACUGUUUGACGGGUGCUGCAGAACUACUCCAAAUACCAUCAAGAGAACCUGCAGGGUUCUUUUGAAGACCGAUCAAAGUGAAAGAGGAUUUGCCAAACAGGGAGUUGCUAGACUUGUUGUUCUUGGGAGGAGCCACCAAUGGCUGAAGAGGAAGGAAAAUGUUGCUUGAUAAGUUGUUCUCUUCUUUUGACGCUGUAACCUCACGUUUGUACUUAGAAAUGCAACUUCGUUGCUGGUUAUAGUUGUUUGAUUGAGAUGCAGCUUAUUCAAACAUAGUAUAAGCAUCAGUAGUUCGGCCAAAUGCUGCAGCAGUUAGUUCGGAAGUCCUACUCUUUCUUUGCUUCUAGCUGCUAAAUUAUCAGCUGCAACUAAUGGCUGCCAUAAUUGUGUCGCCGUCUCUAGUUCCCAUCUCUUCAACCUCCACCAUAACUGUGAAUACCCAAUACAUGUUACCUAGCUAGAAGCUGCUUUUUAAUGCACUGAAUGAUGUCAAAUUAUGUCAGCAAUGGAACGCCAAGUGAACGUCUCAUGUCUUAGAUCAGAUGCUGCAACAUGGUCAAAGACCUGACAGGGUUACCAUGCUAUAAGAAAUCUAAGC
Linum tenue is the source of this 1714-nucleotide messenger RNA. Lineage: Eukaryota; Viridiplantae; Streptophyta; Magnoliopsida; Malpighiales; Linaceae. The record is from the annotation of a GenBank genome assembly.